AUGACAUACACACGGAGGUGGCCAAGGUGGGGAUGGGCACUUUUACAGCUGUUGGUGGCAACAUUCUCUCAGGCUGAGGAGCUGGUGUGCCAGCAGAGAGGGGAUCCUGAGAACCCCCAACUAUAUAAGGAUGGGGACAUUAUACUGGGAGGAACCUUCUCUUUCCACAGCAGCUGGAAAGUCAUACAGGAUACCUACAUGCACAAACCACUGCCACUGGAAUGCACCAGUUUAAAUUUAGGAAAGUUCCAGCUGGCCCAGGCCAUAAUUUUUACCAUUGAGGAGAUUAAUAACAGCACAGACCUACUACCUAGCAUCUCUCUGGGCUAUAAAAUCUAUGAUAAUUGUGACUCUAUGACCAAAAGUGUGAAGGUUGCACUGGCCCUGGCUAAUGGUAAUGAAGUUGUGUCUGUACCCACUGAGGCACCAUGUACCAGACCUGGACAAGUGCAGGCCAUUAUGGGGGAGACCUCUUCCUCUCCUUGUGUGGCAAUAGCUACUGUCAUUGGACCCUUUCACAUCCCAGAGAUCAGUCACUUUGCCACCUGUGCUUGUCUCAGUGACAAAACCAAAUACCCAUCCUUCCUCAGAACAAUACCCAGUGACAACUAUCAGAGCAGAGCACUGGCCCAGUUGCUCAAGCACUUUGGUUGGACUUGGGUUGGAGCUAUUAGAAGCAAUAAUGAUUAUGGCAAUAAUGGCAUGACUACAUUCACAGAAACUGCACAGCAGCUGGGCAUCUGUCUGGAGUAUUCUGUGUCUUUCCAUAAAACAGAUCCUUCAGAUAAAAUAAAAAAGAUAAUUGGCAUUAUCAACGCUUCCACCUCAAAGGUGAUUGUAGCUUUUCUCUCAUCCACGGAUAUGAAUGUGCUAUUACAUGUGUUGUCUCAACACAACUUGACUGGGUACCAGUGGGUAGGAACUGAGUCAUGGAUCAUGGAUUCUGACAUUGCAGAAAAGGAUACACAUCACAUUCUGGAUGGUGCCAUAGGUCUGUCCAUCCCCAAAGCACAUGUCAGUGGCAUGAGAGAGUUCAUAUUAGAUGUGAAGCCAUUAAAUUCAUCUGGUAGUGAAUUGUUUACAGAGUUCUGGGAGAAUUUAUUUAACUGUAAGUUCAAACAGUCAAACUCAUCAGCAGAGAAUCAGAGAGAAUGUACUGGACAUGAAGAUCUGACUGGAGUGCAAAACAGCUUUACUGAUAUGUCACUCAUGCCUAUAUUUAACAAUGUGUAUAAAGGAGUGUAUGCUGUGGCACAUGCACUUCAUAUUAUUCUUGGCUGUAAUGAAACAUGUAACUACAGUGUGCAGCUAGAUCCACUCAAGAUUCUACAGCACAUAAGAAAAAUUUAUUUCAAAACCAAGGAAGGAGAUGAGGUUUACUUUGAUGAGAAUGGAGACCCGCCAGCAAAGUAUGAAAUUAUAAACUGGCAGCCAACAGAAAAUGGCAUUGUGGACUUUGUCACAGUUGGUCUUUAUGAUGCAUCUUUACCUGCAGACAAACCGCUGAGUCUGCAACAUAAUUCUUUCAUAUGGGCACAGAACUCACAACAGGUUCCUGUGUCAGUUUGUAGUGAGAAAUGUCCCCCAGGAACUCGCAAGGUUCUCCAGAAAGAAAAACCUGUCUGCUGCUAUGACUGUAUCAGAUGUGCUGAAGGAGAAAUAAGCAACAUGACAGAUUCUAUCACCUGUGAGCAUUGCCACCCUGAGUCCUGGUCCAAUGACAGAAGAGAUGCCUGUGUAAAGAAGGAGGCAGAGUUUCUAUCACAUGAAGAAAUUAUGGGAGUACUGCUCACUGCAGCGGCCUUAUUUGGAACAUGGAUGACUGCUGUUGUGGCAGCUAUUUUCUUCACAUACAGGACAACUCCUAUUGUCAGGGCCAACAACUCUGAGCUGAGCUUCCUGCUGCUCUUCUCCUUGACUCUGUGUUUCCUGUGUUCUCUGACCUUCAUCGGCCGGCCCUCUGAGUGGUCCUGCAUGCUGCGACACACAGCAUUCGGCAUCACCUUUGUCCUCUGUAUCUCUUGUGUUCUGGGGAAAACUAUAGUGGUGUUAAUGGCCUUCAGGGCUACACUUCCAGGCAGUAAUGUGAUGAAAUGGUUUGGGCCUGCACAGCAGAGACUCAGUGUUGUGGCUUUCACUCUCAUCCAGGUUGUUAUAUGUAUCCUCUGGUUAACUAUUUCUCCUCCUUUUCCAUUUAAGAAUUUUACCCAGUUCAAGGACAAAAUCAUCUUAGAGUGUGCUCUGGGAUCAGCUGUAGGCUUUUGGGCUGUACUUGGGUACAUAGGCCUUCUGGCCAUCUUAUGUUUUAUUCUGGCUUUUCUUGCUCGGAAACUGCCUGAUAACUUCAAUGAGGCCAAACUGAUCACCUUCAGCAUGCUGAUAUUCUGUGCAGUCUGGAUCACGUUUAUUCCAGCAUAUGUCAGCUCUCCUGGGAAGUUCAGUGUUGCUGUAGAGAUAUUUGCUAUUCUGGCCUCCAGUUUUGGACUACUCAUUUGUACUUUUAUUCCAAAAUGUUAUAUUAUCUUACUGAAACCAGAGAAGAAUACAAAAAAAAAAUAUGAUGGGGAAAGGAGCAUCAAAAUCAUUCUGAAAAAUUACAAAAUAUGGUGGCAAAGUGAUAUCAGACUGCAUCAUCACAUCAAAAGAACAUCGCCACCAAAUGGCGAGUAUAACAUCUACAUGAACACCAAGCAUGGCGUGUACCUCAAACCUGAAAUUGACUCUCUGUCUGACAGACAGGAAGCAGCAGCAACCAAACAGUACAGGAACAGACACCAGCGAACAGUCAGGACUGCAGAAAAGAUCACUGGUGCAAACCUGCCCUCCAUAGAGGACCUGUCACUGUACGCCAAGACAACCACCAUCUUCCCCCUGGCCAUCACUCUGUUGAACACUUGA
Molecule: messenger RNA, 2898 nt
Organism: Monopterus albus (swamp eel)
Lineage: Eukaryota; Metazoa; Chordata; Actinopteri; Synbranchiformes; Synbranchidae
Product: extracellular calcium-sensing receptor-like
Exons: 9
Coding region: 1-2898 (965 amino acids)
Biological process (GO): G protein-coupled receptor signaling pathway
Cellular component (GO): plasma membrane
Molecular function (GO): G protein-coupled receptor activity
Source: RefSeq, a predicted model, not a curated record